UUCAAGGCUUAAAACCAAUACAAAUACAAAACCACCAUGGAUAAAUGAGAGAGAGAAACAGCAAGUCGUAAAUCAGCAUUUCUCAUUCUACAAAAACCACCAGGCUGGCAGGCAUUGGCACCCUCAAAAACCUCCACAAAAGGUUAUUGAUUUUAUUGUGUAGUAAUCGAUAGUCUGUGUUUUUAGAAGAUAAAGAGAAAUGGAAUCGACGGAGUCGUCUUACGUCUCAUCACCGGAGCAACCGCGGAAGAAAUCUCCUCCACCGCCUGCAUCACCGCUUUCAGAUGCGGUGGAGAAACCGACGUAUAUUAAGUUACUCGUGUCAAAUGCUGCAGCUGGUUCUGUGAUUGGAAAGGGUGGUGCUACUAUUACUGAUUUUCAGUCACAAUCUGGAGCAAGAAUUCAGUUGUCGAAAAAUUAUGAGUUUUUUCCGGGAACAUCUGAUAGGAUAAUUCUGAUAUCUGGAGGAAUUGACGAUGCAUUGAAGGCUUUGGAACUUAUAAUUGCUAAAUUGCUCAGUGAGAUUCCUACUGAAGAUGGAGAUGAUGCUGAACCAAGAAUGAGAGUGAGAUUAGUUGUUCCAAAUAAUGCUUGUGGUAGCAUUAUUGGGAAAGGAGGGUCCAUCAUAAAGUCAUUCAUUGAAGAGUCCCAUGCUGGCAUCAAGAUUUCUCCACUGGAUACAGAUUUUCUUGGAUUGACUGAUCGGCUGGUUGCAAUAACGGGAACUCUAGAAGAGCAAAUGCAUGCAAUUGAUUUGAUUUUGUCUAAGCUAACUGAUGACACUCAUUACUUGCAGAAUAUGCAUGCUCCACUUUCAUAUGCAGGUGUUUUCUUCUCUGGUUUUGACGGUAUUCCAUAUGCAUAUGUGCUUCCUCAUGUUGCUACAGCAGCGUACAACUCAACGAACCAUGGGCUGAAUGGGGCUGGAGUAAAGUUUCAGCAUAACAAGGAGGAUCGUACUAACUCUGUGACGAUUGGUGUUGCUGACGAACAUAUUGGAUUGGUUGUUGGUCGUGGCGGAAGAAAUAUAAUGGAAAUUAGCCAGAAUAGUGGAGCCAGGAUAAAAAUAUCAGACAGAGGUGAUUUCAUGUCUGGAACAAAUGAUAGGAAAAUUACAAUCACAGGAUCACAGAGGGCCAUCCAUGCAGCUGAGGACAUGAUAAUGCAGAAGGUAUCCUAUGCUUCUGAGAGGGAGACAGAUUAGCCUUUGACCAUUCUUAACUAUUUUUGCUGCAAAUUUCUCCGUGGACCUUGCAAUUGCCUAAUUUAUUUGGUGUUUCUCGAAGUUGGUAAACAAAAACUGUGAUGGAAGGAGAAAGAAGGAAGGAAAAUUCUUCAUUAGAGAGGUUUCUAUAGGAAAUUCUUCACACGGUACAACUUCUGUUUCUGGAAACAGUUGCUGGAUUAGGCUAUGUUGGCUUGUCAUAUUAUUAGAUGUAGCCAUGUUUAUCUUCUUGAUACAGUUAUUGACUUUUAAAUUAAUACAUGUUUUACGUCCGAGCUAUCCUUUCAAAGGAUACUUUGCCAUAGUUAAAAUGGAGAUUUGCUGAACUAUUUCCAUCUGAA
Molecule: messenger RNA, 1566 nt
Organism: Populus trichocarpa (black cottonwood)
Lineage: Eukaryota; Viridiplantae; Streptophyta; Magnoliopsida; Malpighiales; Salicaceae
Product: protein BTR1
Exons: 8
Coding region: 200-1204 (334 amino acids)
Biological process (GO): regulation of gene expression
Cellular component (GO): cytosol; cytoplasm
Molecular function (GO): mRNA binding
Source: RefSeq, a predicted model, not a curated record